AAAAUGGUUUAUUGACAGGCUGACAAAAUGUAGGUCAAGAGGUUGUUUACAUUUUUGAGGGAAAUUCACGCGCUAGGAAAUGUAAUACUUUGUAUUACAUUGGAAGGAAAUGUACAAGCGUAUGUACGCUUAUCAAACAAGCGCGGAAAAUACCGCCAGCAAAUUAAAAAUAGCACGAAGGGGCUUUCAUUCUAGUUAUGGCUUUCAUUUUGAAUGGACAAGAAGAAAAAUUUACGGAGUCUAAAACAUUAUUAGAGGAUUUGGAUUAAUACUAACGUUAGCACUGCACUGGAAUAAUUAGUUGGAUAUAUAACGCUGAAUUAUUUAUUUUUUCGUGAGCGACCAGCGGGAUUAUAUUCGGGUUUUGGGCUGGCCUUUGUCGUUGGGCCCGAUUAGAAAGGAGAGUCCAUAUCAUUAUCAACUUGAACUGUUAGUGUUAGUGGCCUUGUUCGCAUCUCUACUGGCAGGAGUACGUUGGCGAUCAUGCCAAAAGCGAAGAAGAAAUCCGUGGCCGGGAGGAAGAGGGGUGGCGAGACGGCGCCCAGGGCAACGUUACCUCCAAGUCAGGCGGAGAAUCCGAGAGCGGAUGCAGCGUUACCCCCAAGUCAGGCGAGGAAAAGUCCGAGGGCAAGGGCGAAGGCAACGUCAACGCCUGUCGGAGUGGGCCCCAGCGGCGCCGACGAUCAGGGCGGUGAGUUCAACCCUAACAUCAUUUGUAGAUCUAGAGCUAGUGGCAAUGAUGUACCUGAUAUCAGUACUGGUAGGCGCGCGGCCAUAUUAUGGCCGGAGAUUAUCGCACGAGAGUCGGUGCCCUCUGUGAGGGAGCAAUCGGAGAUUUCAUUGCAGGCUCAAUCGGUUGGGCAGGCUUCAUGCGAGGGUAAUAUGGCGGAGCGGACUGCGCCGCCAGUACCCCCUUCCGUGGUGGGGUCACCGGUGCCGUUUAUGAGCGCGGCUGAUCCGUUGGGUUCCGAAGUGGCAAUGUCGCUCAAGGAGAGAAUUUGGAGGAGUGAAUUUAUUGAUUUAGCCUUGCUUCUCAAACAGAAUGCUUAUGCACGGAGUGAUAGUGGGGCAUCCCAAGAGCUAGGUGAAGCCGUAUUUAGUCUGCGGCAGUCUGAAUCUGGGCUCUGGUUGCAAUUCCAACCUCGGGCAAAGAAUGAAGGCAUAUUUUCGGUGGAGCAUUGGACAUCCGUGUUCCUGGUGUUUGUGUCUAUUUAUUUGGAGAAGCACAUCGAGCGAAGCAGAGAGCUCAUCAAAUAUAUGGAUUUGAUUAGACACGCUUCUAGAGCAUUUGGGGGCCUUGGGUGGAGAGAGUAUGACAUACAGUUUAGGCUAAAGCAAGCGCGACUGCCCGGCCGAUCUUGGGCAAGCGUGGAUGCUGAAUUGUGGUUGAUGGUGGUUGCGUCCCAUGGGCCUCGCUCCUCCGCCUUUCGUCAGCAGUACGAUUAGUCGAGGGAUGCAAGCGCCGCACAUCAAGGAGAGACGCUAGGCAUCCUAUCACAUUACCCGUUUUGAACCAAAUGUUGACCGAUUUGGAACAUGUUUGUGUUAGCACUUAUGAAGUGUUAUUAUACUCUGCCGCAUUUUGUUUGGCAUUUUAUGGUUUUUUACGAAUUAGUGAAUUCACAGUGGUAUCACGGCAUAGGCGGGAUCGAAUGCUGCGUUUCACGGACGUGGCAGUCACCGGCAGUGCACCACAUCGCCGGGUGAAGCUCUCUUUAAAGGGAAUCAAAAACUGAUCCGAGGGGAAACGGUUGCACCAUUUCAAUACACGAAAUUGAGGCGGGUAGUUGUCCCGUAAAGGCGGUCCUUAGAUAUUUGAAAAUGCGCCCGGGAAGUGGGGAGGCUUUCUUUUGCUCAUAUGGUUCACUUCCUCUCACCAGGCAUGGGUUCAG
Strongylocentrotus purpuratus (purple sea urchin) is the source of this 1892-nucleotide messenger RNA. RefSeq lists its product as uncharacterized. The record is from RefSeq and is a predicted model, not a curated record. The transcript is spliced from 2 exons. NCBI's taxonomy places the organism in Eukaryota, Metazoa, Echinodermata, Echinoidea, Camarodonta, Strongylocentrotidae. The coding region runs from base 484 to 1446 and encodes 320 amino acids.